AGCCUCCUUGUUGACAGUGGUGCUAGUGGAUGUGAUGCGGGUGUUGCUGAUGUGAUGUAGUUUCUCUUUUCAUUUUCGUAGCAUCAUUGCUGCUAGCCGACUACCAUUGCACAUCUCGAUAUGUUGUAAAGGUAAAUCCUCUAACCUUACUUCGAAACGGGUCGUGGGAACAUAAAGGUGAGAUCCUAACGGACACUUGUGAUAUUAUCUGCGUGUUAUUUAAAGUCGUCACUGUGUUCAGCCAGCGAAAGGUUCAUGACGUAAGGCUAACGUGCUAGCAGUGAGCGUGCCCCGUAUCAGCCUUAUUUUCUACACUAAUCUACGUGAAGAGGGUCCGGUCAUGUGGUUGGAACCCUGAGGUCCACUAACGAUACAGCGACAUGUGAAGGAGGCGUUUGUCGGUAACUUAACGGCAACUGACAGUAACGCGAACGUUAACGUUAGUUAUCAACGACCUGCGUCUGCGCAGAAAUGAACACGCCGCUCGGACGGAACGGGUUAAUCGGGCUUGCUGUGGGGGCUACAGCGGGCUUGGGCUUGGUUGCCUUCAUCAUUUACAGAGAGGUCAGCAGGAGAAGAUGCCAGAGAGUGGUGCUGGAGGCCCAGCCUGCUCCCCGGCUGUUCGAGGCGGCGGAUGGAGCAGCGCUGCUGCGGGAGACGCUGGAGGCACAGGAGGUGGAGGCCCAGCAGCAGGCUCUGGCAGCAGUGGAGGCAGUGGUGCAGGGCCUGUCCCCAGAGCAGCAGCUGGAGCUCAGGAACCAGCUGGACCAGGUGCUGAGCUGCGUGUCCUCGCUGCGCGUGGAGGUAGCUGAGCUGAGAGGCGGCCUGCAGGACAUCGCCGUGCAGAUCAUCCAGGAUGUCAAAAAGGGAGUGGAGGACAAUCAGCGGGUACGUCGGCGGCGCCACGUCAUCCACAGGGAGCGUACCGACUCCACCGGCUCCAGCUCCAUCUACUUCACUGCCAGCCAGGGCGUGGCCAGCACCUUUGAAGAGACCAGCGAAGGAGGGUACUCGACGGCCUAUGCUGAGUCGGACUACACAGACCGGGACACAGACAGAGAGGAAGGUGAGCGGGAGCCUGAACAUGAGUCUGAGGAAGAGGAGGACAGGAGCUGUGCCACUGUGCUCACCCUCCGCCAGGAAGACUCCCAGGAAGAAGAGGUGGAGGAGAGAGGGCUGGAGGAGGAGGAGGAUGAGGAGGAGGAGGAGGAGGGGGGGAGGAGGCUGCAUCUGUUGACUGAAGUUCCCAGCGGGGAGCUGGCCCUCCUCCUGGCUCAGAGUGACAUCCUCCACACAGGAGACGCUAGCUUAAAGGCAGAAGGCUUUCGCCUGCUGCUGGACAACAGAGCAGAGUAUGGAGACAGCAGGGAGUUUCUAUGGCGACUGGCUCGGGCUUACAGUGAUAUGUACGAGUCCACUGAGGACAAACAGGAGAAGAAGACCUAUGCGCAGCAAGGGCGAGAGGAGGCGGAGUUGGCCCUGAAGAAGAACGGCCUGAAUGCUGAGUGUCACAAAUGGUUUGCUGUGCUGACGGGACUGACCUCGCAGCAUGAGAGCAUGCACAGCAGACUGAAGAGCAGCCACAUAUUAAAGGAGCAUCUGGACCGUGCACUCGCCCUCAGAGACGAUGACCCUGUGUGUUUCUACCUGCUCGGCAGAUGGUGCUACGAGGUAGCCUCUCUGGACUGGUUGGAGAAGAAAGCGGCUGCUGCCCUCUACCGGAGCCCCCCCACCUCCACCCUGCACGAUGCCCUGGAGAACUUCCUCAAGGCAGAAGAACUCUGUCCAGGUUUCUCCAGGACAGUGAGACUGUACAUCGCAAAGCAUAAAAGCCAAGGAAUGAUGUUAGUGUGGAAACUGAGCAGAACAGGAGAGGGCUCAAAGGGCGAAAGUGUCACAAGGACCUGGGAAACAUCUCUGAAGCCACCAACUGGACUGAGCUGGCUCUGAAGAUGCCCACAAACACUCAUGAUGAUGAAGAGACGUCUAAACUGGAGGCUCAGCUUCUAGUCUUAACUGGCAGAAAAAUCUGAAGACUUUUUCCUCCUGAGAUCCAGCCUGGCACCAAGUGGCGAGUGGGGCCGCGCCGCUUUGUUGGUGGAUUUCUUUGUAUACUGUCACUGUGAAAUAAUCUGGAGUUUAUUGAUGUAUAUUUAUUUUCUGCUAACUUUAAUAUGGCUUUAUUGAGUAAUAUGCAGUCUAUUGAAAUGUUUGUGUUUUCAUAUUUCCUCCCUUCCCUCUAGUGGAAUCUAGUCAUGCAGGUGGUUUAGCUUGUCAAGAGACCGAUAACAGAGCUGAAUCAUUUCUACUUGUACUAAUGAGUCUGAGGUUGCAACAUAGGGACUAACAGGAGUGCAGACAUUUCUCAGGUUCGGAGGGGAGGACGUUCCCCCAGCAGUGAACGAUCUGAAACAGAGCUGCUGAUAGGCCUCAUCAGGGAUCUUUUUAGAGCUUUAGGGGAAAGAGCACUACAACUAAUAAAUCUGAUGAACUACACCCUUUAUUGCUGGGUCCAUCUCAGUGUUUAGUGGAGACGCUUCACUGAUGUAGAGAACACGGUUUUCUUACAAUGUGUGCAGUUAAGCCCCCAGUACACGGUGCAGUACAGCAGCUGUGCACGGCCUGUCUGACUGUUCUCAGUGGACCAGGACAGCGUCUUCAUGCUUUGCGUGGUUUUGCAGUCCUUUUAUGUUUUGAAGUGGAAGUAGAGCUGCAGUAUGUCAGCGGAGUGUUACUUUGUGAUUUAACAUUUAAUGGCACUUUUUGUUUUUCUACUUUUAAUUUAUUGUUGAUGAGGCUCAUGCUGCAGACAGUGGACAUCAUGUUAAACCUCAAUAUUCUGAUCCCAUGAUGAAAAGUGAAUAUGCACUUAACUGACAAAUGGAUAACAUUGAAUAAAUUUCUUUUUUGGA
This is a messenger RNA of Micropterus salmoides (largemouth bass), 2912 nucleotides long. RefSeq names its product regulator of microtubule dynamics 3 (gene rmdn3). Gene Ontology annotation, cellular component: mitotic spindle pole; cytoplasm; spindle microtubule. Gene Ontology annotation, molecular function: microtubule binding. The record is from RefSeq and is a predicted model, not a curated record. The coding region runs from base 472 to 1950 and encodes 492 amino acids. NCBI's taxonomy places the organism in Eukaryota, Metazoa, Chordata, Actinopteri, Centrarchiformes, Centrarchidae. The transcript is spliced from 13 exons.